AUGGAAAACAAUGUUUGUGAAAACAACUGUGAUAAAGUCGAUAGAGGCUCUACGAAAAUUGAUCAUGUUAAUGGAUUCAACGGGUGCCCAUUUAGUGAAAAAGUUGAUAAUAGUGUUAAUGAGAAAAAGUCAGUGAAAUCGAACUUGCGUUUGAAAGUACCGGCGCCGUUGAGACUGAAAAAUCAUUUGUUUUCCGAAGAAAAUGUUGAUACGCUGCAUUCUCAUAUUGACGAUGUCACACAUUUCAAUACCAAAUGCACGGAAAAAGUCUGCCAGGGCAGCGUCAUGGACAUCCCCGGCCGAGGGAACUCCUUAAGGAGUCAAGAAGAUGUCACGAAAGAUGCACAAUUAUUUCUUAGACAAUACUUUUCAUCCAUAAGGAGAGAAAAUACAGAUGCACAUAUGAAGAGGCUACACGAGGUGGAAAAGGAAAUUAAAACAAAAGGAACUUAUCAGUUGAAGACUCCUGAGUUAGUUUUUGGUGCCAAACUGGCAUGGAGGAAUGCCGCUAGAUGCAUAGGUAGAAUUCAGUGGAAGAAACUUCAGAUAUUCGACUGCAGAGAAGUGACCACAGCCAGCGGAAUGUUCGAAGCUCUAUGUAAUCACAUAAAAUACGCAACAAACAAAGGGAAUAUAAGGUCAGCGAUAACCAUAUUUCCUCAGCGCACAGACGGCAAACACGAUUACAGAAUAUGGAACCCGCAGCUGAUAACAUACGCUGGAUAUAUAGAACCCGAUGGGUCAGUGCUGGGUGAUCCGGCUAGAGUUGAAUUUACUGAGGUUUGUAUUAAGCUCGGAUGGAGACCACCGCGUACUCCGUGGGACGUAUUGCCGUUGGUGUUGUCGGCUGAUGGGAGAGACCCGGAGUACUUUGAAAUUCCUCGUGAAAUCGUCAUGGAAGUACAUAUAGAGCACCCGAACUACGAUUGGUUUAAAGAUAUGGGUCUGCGCUGGUAUGCACUACCAGCUGUUUCCAAUAUGAGGCUCGAUUGUGGAGGACUUGAGUUUACCGCGACUGCUUUCAACGGCUGGUACAUGGGCACUGAGAUUGGCUGCCGUAACUUUUGUGAUGCAAACCGAUUGAAUAUUGUCGAGUCUGUCGCUCAAAGAAUGGGUCUGGAUACGAGUUCCUAUGUUUCUCUCUGGAAAGACAAAGCCCUUGUUGAAGUUAACAUCGCGGUGUUACACAGUUUCCACAGAGAUAACGCGUCGAUAGUGGACCACCAUUCUGCCUCGGAUCAAUUUAUAAAGCAUUUGGAUAACGAAAAUAGAAGCAGGGGUGGGUGUCCAUCAGAUUGGAUAUGGAUAGUGCCGCCAAUGUCUUCCUCGCUAACAGCUGUUUUCCAUCAAGAAAUGGCCUUGUAUUAUGUUAGACCCUCCUACGAUUAUCAGGAACCAGCAUGGAAGACUCACCAAUGGUCUAAUUCUGACGGUAACAAGCCGCGUCGAAAGUUCCACUUUAAGCAAAUCGCGAGAGCUGUCAAGUUUACUUCGAAACUCUUCAGCCAAGCUCUCUCGAAACGUAUCAAAGCAACUAUUCUGUAUGCGACGGAGACGGGCAAAUCUGAACAGUACGCGAAGGAGUUAGGGUCCAUUUUCGGGCAAGCCUUCAACGCUCAGGUUCAGUGCAUGGCAGACUACGACAUGUUCUCGAUAGAGCACGAAACACUCCUCUUGAUCGUAACUUCAACUUUUGGCAACGGCGAGCCGCCUGCGAAUGGCGUCGCCUUUGCUGAGCAUCUCUUUCAAAUGCUUUACAACGAAAAGAAGAAUCAAAAUGAACAGAUAGACAGUGCUGGCUAUAAAACACCAACACCCAAGUCGUUGAUGAGAGCUAACAGCGUUAUGACACCUCGCAAUGAAUACAAAAGACAAUUAUCUCGUUUGGAGUCCAGUAGGAGCAAUAAUGAAUAUAAACGGACACUCAGUCGACUAGAAUCCAAUAAGAGUAGUCUCGGAGGUGCAUCUACUGUAGAACACAUUGGUCCCCUCAGUAAUAUUUGUUACUCCGUCUUUGCCCUGGGUUCUAGCGCUUAUCCAAAGUUCUGCUGCUUUGGUAAAACUGUAGAUAGAGUACUUAAAGACUUAGGUGGUGACAGACUUCUUGAUGUCAAUUGUGGGGACGAAAUGUAUGGACAAGAACAGCAAUUUAAAACUUGGUCGUCAAAUAUUUUCCAUGUUGCAUGUGAAACAUUCUGUUUAGAAGACGACACAGUUAAAAACGCCCAAAAAUCUUUCGGUGAUCUACCAUUAACAAAAGACACAGUAAGGUUUAGCAGUGUCGAAAAAGGUUUACAUAUGAAGUCUGCUCUUGAAACGAGCUAUAAAAGAACAUUAAUUACUUGCAAAGUGGAAGAAAAUAAAUGUCUAGGAGAUUGUUCGACUGAUCGUGCUACUAUAUUUGUUGAUAUGAAUGUUAAUGAUGAAUUUAAAUACGAACCAGGAGAUCAUAUAGGAAUAAUGGCUUGCAAUCGUAAAGAAAUAGUUGAUACGAUAUUAUUAAGACUAAAAGAUGUAGACGCUUGUGAUAAGCCUUGUCAACUCCAAGUGCUGAAGGAAACACUAACGGCCAUUGGUGCUGUUAAAACUUGGGAGAAACACGAACGCCUACCCGCAGUUACUAUUAGAGAAUUAUUCACUAGGUUUUUGGAUAUAACUACGCCGCCGUCUACAAGGGUUUUGAAAUACUUAGCCAGUGUAUGCACUGAUACAAGUGACGCUGAUUGUUUGAAGGAACUCGUAGAGGAUUCAACCAAAUAUGACGACUGGAGAUAUCACUUCUACCCUCAUCUCGGUGAAGUGUUGAAACAAAUUCCAUCGUGCAGACCUCAAGCUUCACUAUUAGCAGCAUUAUUGCCUCCUUUACAACCGAGAUUUUACUCGAUAUCUUCAUCACCUUUGGCACAUCCUAAUAGAGUACAUAUCACCGUUGCUGUAGUAGUAUAUAAAACACAGAAUGGAGAAGGCUCAACUCAUUACGGUGUAUGCUCGACAUAUUUGCAGAGUCUAACGCCCGGCGAUGAAAUCAUCGCAUUUAUUAGAAGGGCUCCUAAUUUCCACAUGCCUCUAGACCAUUCAGUUCCACUCAUAUUAGUAGGUCCUGGGUCUGGUAUAGCGCCAUUUAGAGGGUUUUGGAAUCAUCGAAGGCACCUUAUGGAGAAUAACAGUUCCGAACAAUAUGGCCCUAUCUGGCUAUUUUUCGGAUGUCGAUACAAAGGCAUGGACUUGUAUAAAGAGGAAAAAGAAAAGGCUGUGAAAGAUAGAGUUAUUUCAAAGGCUAUGGUAGCUUUUUCCAGGGAAGAAUGUGUUACUAAGAAACACGUACAAGCUCUUCUGGAAGACGAAGGUGAUGUAAUAACAAAAAUGCUUCUGGAUCAAGGAGGCCACUUUUACGUAUGUGGUGACUGCAAAAUGGCUGAAGAAGUACAACAAAAACUGAAAGAGAUCAUCAAGAAACAUGCAAAGUUAUCAGACGUGGAAAUUGAUGACUUCAUCUUGUUCUUAAUGGAGGAAAAUAGAUAUCACGAAGACAUUUUCGGUAUUACGCUUCGAACGUCAGUGGUGCAUACAAAAUCACGUGAAACAGCCAAAAGGACCCGUUUAGAAUCUGGACAGUCACAAACAUAA
Leptosia nina is the source of this 3627-nucleotide messenger RNA. The record is from the annotation of a GenBank genome assembly. Lineage: Eukaryota; Metazoa; Arthropoda; Insecta; Lepidoptera; Pieridae.